CAACCCUCGAUUUAUGGGUUUGUUUACGGUUUUGAGUUUAAAAAAGUGUUUAACCGUUUAUUUAAACGUCAUUUUUAAAACUUUUUUUCUAAACUGUAAAAGAAAUACUCUGAAUUAUUGUAUUUUAAUUAUAUCAUGGUUAUCACUUCUUAUUUCUCGCUUGAAGCUGAGGAUCAACGAAUUAGAAAUUUAAUUGGGGCAAGAAAAAGGUAUUCUGAAUUUUCUAAAGAUCAAAGUAAAAAUGGGUCUAGAGAAGCAUCGAAGUUAAAAGCUAAAAUUCACGAUAACCGAAAAGAGAUUUCAAAGAUCAAAAGUGAAUUGGAACAAUGCCGGACAGAAUUCAAUAGAAUAGUUAAAACCAUUGGUCGAGCCCAUGCUGAAGCUAUUCUACGCGAAGAUGAAGAAGACAUUGUUGAUGAAUUGAUUAAACAACGAGACAAAAGAGUCAAGUCCAGAGCAGAAUUAGUAUUAUUAGAAGAAAUCCAUCGUUUAAAGUUAUUGGAUCUCAAAAAGCAAUUGGAAAAGGAGAAAUUGCUUAAACGACGUCGAGAAAUUUUUAGCAUGCGAAGUCCAAAACCAAAAGUUAAAGUCAACAAAGAAUAUCAAGAAAAGCUGAAUGAAUGGAAAUUAUUGGAAAAUGUUUUACAAAAUGAGAUCAAUCAACUUAAAAAGGACAAAGAAUUAUCUCGCACGAAGAGUCUGGAACCAAGCACUGAUAAAGAUAUGAAACAAGUGAAGUUUCGUACAAAAGUUACUAAAGUGAAUACUCAUGCCAAGAAAAAAGUUGCAAAAAAUGUUGAAGUGCAAACUGAAGCUAACCAUGUUGAAUCUGCAACUCAAUCCGAGACUCGGAGUGAUCAACCUCUAGAGGAAACUUAUAAACUAUCGAAACCAAAACUCAAUCAACCAGCUUCAUCACCAAACGUGCCUACACCUUUCAAACAAGUGAAUAUGAGGCUUGAAAAUUUGCUUACUUUGCGUGUUGCGGAAAAAAUAAGCAAGUUAAUGACAGAAGAACCUACUGAGAUGGUGAAAAACACCAAAGACAUAGGAAUAAAUACUUCAAAAGUUGAACCGGUACAUGACAUGAGUGAAACACUUUACUUGCCGUUGCCUUCUGAUAAAAGAUCUGAAUCCAAACAAAAAACCCACAAAGAGACAAUCAAAGAAUCUGUUGAUCGUGAUAUAAAUAAAUCUUCAACUGAUGUUUCUUCAUCUCUUGUCGAUCUAAAUUUAGAAGAACUAGUAACAAAAAUACAGCACAUCAAACACCUAGUGAAUUAUAAACAUAAAGAAUUGUCAACUAAAGUCAAUAAUAUCUCUUUUGGAGAUAAAAAACUUCUGAAUUCUAAUAAUUUAACAUAUGUUUGUGGUAAAGUAACUCAUGACCAAUCUGUUAUUGACGAACAAGAACUUGAGCCAAAAGACCAUGAAACUGUUUCAUUAGUUUUAACAGACGCAUCUUCCUCAACACCUUUAUCCUUGUCUCAACAAUCUUUGCCAUCUCUUUCAUCUUCAAAAUGUUCAACACCAAAUUCAUCCAAUCGAACCUUUACCCAGCAUAAUCCACAAAUUACCAAGCACCAGUUGUCUAUCUCUUCCGAUGAUUUAAGUCUAUCUAUGGAAGAAGGUAGAUGCAAUGAUUCACUUUCAUCAGUAUCUCGGAAUCAAUCAAUUAGCAAUUCCUUUGAUUUCUCAAGUUUUACUAAUCUACUGACAACUGAUAAAUAUUGGUCCAGUCUAAUAGACUUAACCGGGAUUAAAAGAUCCAACACAUCAACUAAAACUCAUCAACGGCCUUUUAGAUACAUCCAAUCAACUCCCAAAGCUAAAAAUUACCGCGAAAGUAUUAUCUGAGUAAUAAUUUCUCAAAUAGACUAUUAUUAUGCUGAAUAAUUAUUUUUUUACGAUACUUUAUGUUUAAUUUAAAAGACUCACUUCUUCGUAACAAAACUUGUGAACAAAUAAAAUUUGAUAUUUUCAAAUUAUUUUUUAGAAUCAAUUAUUGCAAACUAUAGCUUGCAGAAUAUGAAAUAAAUUGGAAAAGAGUUUGGUUAAUAUAAUUAGUACAAUUGUUUGAUUUAUUAAUUGUCGGAAUAUUAAUGAAUAUAUAUUCUUAUAUGAAAAUAAAAGCUGAGGUUCCACAUAAGAGAGGGUCAUUAACAUCGUCACCAUAAAUGUUUAGUCUUUCGCUAAGGAUUUGGUUAACACUUGUUAGUAUUUUUUUUUGUUUUACAGCAUGUUUUACAGGUUUACACGUUAGGAUAACAUAACGUCGGAUAAGCUCACAUUUAAACUAAUACCAUGUAAAUAAAAUUCAGUUGAUUAUUAGUGGGGAUGAGCAAUACAUUAUUUGAUUAAAGUCACCAUCAAUAGUCAGUAGUUUUGGCGAGAAGCAUCGAUCAACAAUAAUCAAGUCUUUGUCUCUUUCGUUACCAUAAAAUUAAGUUCAGUUUAUUAAUCUUUGUCUUUUUUUUGUUGGAUUUGCUCUUCUCGGGUUUAGUGCUUGUAAAAGAUGAGAAUGAGUUGUAAAUAGUGAAGCUUUAGAUUGAUUAAGAUUAAAUGCGUCUUGAGGCGGUGUUUUGAGAUUGUUAGUAAGAAAAAAAUACGAAAUAAAAAGUUUUAUGUGG
Tetranychus urticae (two-spotted spider mite) is the source of this 2630-nucleotide messenger RNA. RefSeq lists its product as uncharacterized. Lineage: Eukaryota; Metazoa; Arthropoda; Arachnida; Trombidiformes; Tetranychidae. The record is from RefSeq and is a predicted model, not a curated record.